AGACAUGAAGUGCUUCGUAGUAUUCAAUGCGACUUCCGAGCUAGUUUUUUUUUCAGCUGAUGACGAGUUUAAACGCGUCAUUAUUGAGAAACAAAGACAACAGGAUGAGGAAGUCAAAGAGGCGUAUGCGUGCAGCGAUUCGCCAGACAUGCGGUCAACUGGGCUCUCAUCGCAAACGAACGAACAGGAAGUGAACAUGAACACAGUCGCAACCUUAUUCUUACCGUUGUUUGCUUCUCAAUUGAGAUUUACAAAUGUUGGCAACAGCCUUUCGUCAGUGUCGUGCGAGGAUGGUUCAACCUAUGUGUUUUAUCAGUUUUCUGAUCUGACUUGUGUUGCUGUCAGCAAAGACCCAGAUGAGGAUGAAGAUUAUUUACUUCGGAAGGCACAUGUUUUUCAGAAUUUGGUGCAAUUGUUGUAUGGCCCUGUAACAUCUCAGUUGAAUCCAAGUGCAGUGAGGGAGAAAUAUAAACGGUGGAAGUUGUUGGCCAACUGUCUGGACACAUGGGAACAGCUAUGGAAACGAGAUCAAGCUUUCUUAGUUGAAGCACUCGAAAUGCUUUUAGUAAAGAAAGAUCUGAAUGCACACUGCAUUCAGCUGCUGGAACAGUCUCUAAGGACAAUGAAAGGAGUUGAAGAGGCUGCCCCUUCUCAUGCUUUUUUACUUGCCGGCACAAAACUGUUGGCUCUUUACUCCAGCAUGUCUGCAACUGAGCUACACAGCGCUGAUAUUAUGCUUAUAACAGUGUUGGCACGAAAUCUUUUUCCACCUCAACCACCUGCAGCGGCCACUCCACCUCCUGGUGAAGAGAGACGAGAAACUCCAUCGUUUGCCACUCCUGUUCAAGAGGCAGAUGAAAAGUAUUUUUCUCCUGUCUCAACACCUCUUCUGCAUACAACACCAGAGUUUUAUACACCACAAAGCGAAGCUAUUGUGCACAAUCAAAAAAUGUCAGAGCUAGAAAGAGACGUUGAGAGAUUUGGUGCAAUAGCAGAAGAAAUUGUUGAAGCUGACGAUGUGCUUUUGCCAUUGAAUUUUGGGGAAGAUGAACGAGCAAAUGAUUCACCACGUGCGGAUGAUCAAGAAGUUGAAGGAAUUUUGACUAAAGGGUCUGCAAUUCCUGGUUUCAGAUCACCGUAUAAUGAAGAACAAGCUGCUGAACUGUCAUCAGUUGUCAGUGAGCCAGUUUCAAUUGGUCGUCGGUCCGCUGCUUAUUCGUAUUACAGUCAAAGCCAGCCCGAAGAGCGACAGUUGUAUUAUCGAUACAAUGUGUUUCUUCACACUCCUGUGUGUCCUUCCACACCGUACCUUUUGCAUUGCUUGGAAGUGAUGCCCGGCACUGUGUUGGUAAUAAUUAGUGAGGUUCCUCAUGGUCAAGUCGCUGCUCUUAUAUGUAAUGUUCUCAGUCGGCUGUCAUCACUGCGAACUGUCGAUUCAAAUCUCAGUCGAGAAAUAGUCAAGACUGGAGCAAAGGCGAUGGUUGAAUACAUAGAUAACAACAUCAAACGGAUUAUUGAUUCUGUCAGAAGGAUUGCUGACACUACAAGAAAGAAGAAGUUGAAGAAAAGUGCCAGCGACUUGCAGAGAGAUCUCGUUGUCAAAUGGGAAGUUAUAAAAGACAAAGGAUUGCAGGAGUUGUUAGAGAAGAUUGUAGACGAAGGGCAAGUGACAUCACAAGAAGAAUUAUACAGCCUUGAGGACAAAGUUCGUGACAUGUCAGUCAUACUGCUUCAAUUUUUUCGAGAUCUUUUCUUAAAUACAAAGAGCCCAUCGAGUGACAGAUUGAAGGACUGCAUGACAACUAUUCAAAGAAUUCUUCGAGCUUUGAAAGAUCAUGAAGAAUUUUUGACCAUCAAGGCUAUGCGCAAUGUUCCAGCCUCACAGUAUCUGAAAGACUAUCCGGGUCUCAUACAUUUUAUUUACGUGAACAGAACAAACGACCAAGUGACUGUACCGUCACUGAAUGUGGAAAAUUUGGAAGGUGAAAAUGGAGAUGAGAGGUCGAUACAAGAAAGUGGCUUGCCUGUUAGCUUUUUGAAGGAAAAGGUGUGGAAAAUGUGCAAGCUGUUUCGAUCGCAUUUGGUUGAGGGCUGCACUGCUGCAGCAAUUCGUGAGGGCGACUUUCUCUACUCGUAUCAUCUCUGGUUUGAAGACUCAGUGGGUAACACGUUGCAAUGGGAUCAAGCUGCCCGAGUACCACAGGAAUCAAUUCUUCCGGGCAUUCUAGCAGGACCGUUUUACAAGGAACUGCAUCGGAUAGUUUGCUCAAGUCACCGCCAUUCACCCAACACCGUUCACUGCUAUGAACUGAUGUGCAUCCACGUUGGUGUGGUGUCCAUGCAAUAUGCAGCAACGCAAGCUAAACGCCUUGCAAAUGCGAUAUGGGAGACAUCAGCUGUCAGUUCUCCGAUGAAUCUCUUGUAGAUGAGUCUGGUAUGAUUAUGAACACAAAUAAAUGACAGAAAUGUAGGCUAUUUCUAUACCUCGCAUGUUCCACAUAUGUGUACAGCGCCAAUGUUGUUGACCACAAUAGAAUUUUGGUAGCGGUGGUGGUGAUGGUUAUGCCACUACUGCCACUGCUAGUUGUAAUUCUCGACAAAUGUGUACUGACAUAGUUCUGUGUUGCUGCACAGAAGGGUGAAAUUUGUGGAGUUUCCUCAGCGGUGGUCAACCCUCACAUUAUAGCUACAAUUAGA
Molecule: messenger RNA, 2697 nt
Organism: Corticium candelabrum
Lineage: Eukaryota; Metazoa; Porifera; Homoscleromorpha; Homosclerophorida; Plakinidae
Product: BLOC-3 complex member HPS1-like
Exons: 23
Coding region: 5-2425 (806 amino acids)
Biological process (GO): vesicle-mediated transport
Cellular component (GO): BLOC-3 complex
Molecular function (GO): guanyl-nucleotide exchange factor activity
Source: RefSeq, a predicted model, not a curated record